Molecule: messenger RNA, 1299 nt
Organism: Pygocentrus nattereri (red-bellied piranha)
Lineage: Eukaryota; Metazoa; Chordata; Actinopteri; Characiformes; Serrasalmidae
Product: polyunsaturated fatty acid lipoxygenase ALOX12-like
Biological process (GO): linoleic acid metabolic process; lipid oxidation
Molecular function (GO): iron ion binding; protein binding; arachidonate 15-lipoxygenase activity
Source: RefSeq, a predicted model, not a curated record
AUGGAGAAGAAAAAGGAGGAGAGGCAAGAUGGAGUACACAGUGACACCUCUGGAUACUCAGGCACUAAUAACUAUGUGUACGUGACUCUGGUGGGUGAGAAAGGAGAGAGUGAGAGAACAGUUCUGGACAACCAGGGCCUGGAUCUCUGCAGAGGCACAGUUGAUGACUACAUAGUGCAGAGCUCAGCUCCUCUGGGCCGUGUUCUGCUGGUGCGUUUGGAGAAGCAAAGGUACUGGGUGGAGGAUAACUGGUUUUGCCGCUACGUGUUGGUGACUCCCACAGGAGGGGGUGACAACCAGACCUUCCCCUGCUACUGCUGGCUGGUGGGGGAUGUGAAAGUGGAGGUGCGAGAAGGCACAGAAUACACUAUGAAACACUGGAAGGAGGACUGGUUUUUCGGCUAUCAGUUCCUAAAUGGCUCUAACCUGAGAAUGAUCGGAAGGUGUAGGAUAUUGCCGUCUAACUUCCCUGUCUCUGGUGAUAUGGUACAGGCCUUUUUAAGCCCCAACACCACCCUGGACAAAGAGCUCAAGGCUGGAAAUAUGUACCUUGUUGACCAUGGCAUAAUGGAUGGUGUCCCUGUGAAUGUGAUCAGAAAUAUAAAGCAGCACAUAGCAGGCCUCAUUCCCAUCGCCAUACAGCUUGAACAGAAUCCCAGCCGAGAUACACUGAUCUACCUCCCCAGCGACCCACCCUUUGCCUGGCUGUUGGCUAAAAUGUGGGUCUGUCAUGCAGAGUUCCAGGUGUUCCAGGUGCACUACCAUCUUUUGCACACUCACCUUGUAGCUAGAAAUGAAUUUCUCUCUCUCUUGCUCCAUCUCUCUUUCUCUUUCCUCCACAGUUUUGUCUCCAGAAUGGUGUCUCUGUACUAUAGCAGUGACAGUGAAGUGCAGCAGGACACAGAACUGCAGGCGUGGGUUAAGGAUAUAGUGGAUGAAGGCUUCGUAGAGCUGCCUGAGAUUGGACUGGCUAAUGAAGUAAAGACAAAAGAGGAGCUGAUCACUCUGCUGAGUGUUGUCAUUUUUACCACCAUGGCUCAACAUGCAGCAACCAACAAUGGACAGUUUGAUUGGUGUGCCUGGGUACCCAACACUCCUUGCACCGCGUGCCAGCCUCCACCCACAGACAAGAACGCGGUCACUAUGGGGCUGAUCAUCGACACACUACUGGACAUGAGUCAGUCAUGUGAGAUGCCAAUCACACGGCACUUAUGAAGGGCUCAGCCAGAUGCAGAAUUCAAGCUACAGAUACUUCCUCAAGGCAGCAAGCGUAGCCUGCAACUGUCAUGGAAUGCAUGA